AUGGCCCACAUUCAUCCCCUGUCGUGUUCCUGCACCAAAUCAGAAUUGGAUCUGUUUGAAGUACCGCCAACUCAGACGACCAUAACGGACGGUAGAUGGGUAGAGUAUCAUCCGGUGGCCAGUCUCGCCGAGUCUUCCCCGAUAGAAUUUGACAUUCCUGGAGCGGGGGAGGAGUUUACGGACCUUUCCCAGACGAAAUUGUACGUGAAAGCCAAGAUCGUUCUCCCUAACGGUAACGACCUGCCGGACAACGCCAAGGUAGGCCCGGUAAACCUGUGGCUUCAAUCGCUCUUCUCGCAAGUCACGGUUACGGUCGCUGGCAAGGACAUAACGGAUUCCACUAAUUGCUAUCCAUAUCGUGCUUACCUGGAGACGCUGCUAAACUUUGGGUCUGAAGCAAAGCAAUCGCAGCUGACAUCCGAACUUUUCUAUCAAGACACGCCGGGACGACUUCACUUGGUCGACCCCUACCCAACAGAUCAGGGCGCAGUGGCAAACGAGGGAUUGGUGAAGCGUGCCAACAUGACCCGCAACAGUCGCGAAGUGGACCUCAUAGGACCCCUACACGUCGAUCUGUUUCAUCAAGAUCGCUUUUUGCUCAGCAAAGUCGACGUUAAAAUCAAGCUGCACCGAUCGAAACAUCAAUUCUGUCUCAUGUCGCCUGGGGAUCAGUUCAAAAUUGUCAUCACGGAGGCCGCCGUCUUUCUGAGAAAGGUCAACCUGUUACCCACCUAUCAGCUGUCCAUCGAAAGUCAACUCAACAAGCAGACGGCCAAGUAUGCCCUUAAAAGAGUUCAGUUAAAACCUUUUACAAUUCCCCGUGGUAACCAUUCAGUGUCGAGCGACAAUCUGUUCCUGGGACAGGUCCCCAAACGCGUGGCGAUCGCUCUGGUGGACAACGCAGCCUUUCAGGGGUCGUUCGGUACCAACCCCUUUAACUUUCAACACUUUAACUUAAACUACAUCAGUCUCUGCGUCAAUGGGCAGGAGGUGCCUCACAAAGCGCUGACACCCAACUUUGCCGAGGGACAAUACAUCAGAUCCUACAUGAACUUGUUUGGAACGACAGGCAAGCAAGGACAAGACAGCGGGAACCUGAUCGCGAGAAGCGAUUACGACAAGGGCUUCACGGUGUGGUGUUACGACCUAAGUCCUGACCUCUGCGGCCUCGGUGGGGACCAUUUUAACAUAAUCAGACAGGGAAACCUUCGCCUGGAGCUGCAUUUUGCACAGGCUUUAGAUCAAACAGUGGUGGCGGUGGUCCUCGCUGAAUUCGACAAUCUCCUGGAGAUUGACAGGCAGAGAACAUCAGCUUUGACUACAGCAACUAGAGAUGGACACGAGACAGAUGUACGCCGUCUUACGGAGCGACAAGAACACGGCACCUCACCUCCGCGGAGUCUUUGCUUCAGAUCGGCUUCCGAGGCAUCAGAGUUUAUAGAGCGGCAUUUUGAUAUAGAUGCUCCCGUGGUCGACAUUGAGCUCGUCAUGCGACAGAUAGCGAGAACCCUUGAAGACUUUGAUCGAGCGUUUAACGACUAA
Branchiostoma floridae (Florida lancelet) is the source of this 1542-nucleotide messenger RNA. RefSeq lists its product as uncharacterized. Gene Ontology annotation, biological process: deoxyribonucleotide biosynthetic process. Lineage: Eukaryota; Metazoa; Chordata; Leptocardii; Amphioxiformes; Branchiostomatidae. The record is from RefSeq and is a predicted model, not a curated record. Gene Ontology annotation, cellular component: cytosol. The transcript is spliced from 2 exons. Gene Ontology annotation, molecular function: ribonucleoside-diphosphate reductase activity, thioredoxin disulfide as acceptor. Bases 1 to 1542 code for a protein of 513 amino acids.